This is a messenger RNA of Drosophila teissieri, 1262 nucleotides long. RefSeq names its product deoxynucleoside kinase. Lineage: Eukaryota; Metazoa; Arthropoda; Insecta; Diptera; Drosophilidae. The record is from RefSeq and is a predicted model, not a curated record. Gene Ontology annotation, cellular component: cytoplasm; mitochondrion. Gene Ontology annotation, molecular function: deoxynucleoside kinase activity; ATP binding. The transcript is spliced from 4 exons. The coding region runs from base 112 to 915 and encodes 267 amino acids. Gene Ontology annotation, biological process: nucleobase-containing compound metabolic process.
AACUAAAAAGUGACAAUAAAGUUGUAAGAAAUAAAUUAUUAAUUUCAUUGCUAUCAAUGGUAUUUGUAUUUAAUAAAGUUGGACAAACACUAACGCUGUUGUAGCCAGGUCAUGUGGAAGAAAGACAUCAUAUCAUUUAUAAAUCGCGGAUUGUCCGGACUGAUGGCGGAGGCAGCAUCCUGUGCCCGAAAGGGGACCAAGUACGCCGAGGGCACCCAGCCCUUCACCGUCCUCAUCGAGGGCAACAUUGGCAGUGGGAAGACCACGUAUUUGAACCACUUCGAGAAGUACAAGAACGACAUUUGCCUGCUGACCGAGCCCGUCGAGAAGUGGCGCAACGUGAACGGGGUCAAUCUGCUGGAGCUGAUGUACAAGGAACCCAAGAAGUGGGCCAUGCCCUUUCAGAGUUAUGUCACGCUGACCAUGCUGCAGUCGCACACCGCCCCAACCAACAAGAAGCUAAAAAUAAUGGAGCGCUCCAUUUUUAGCGCUCGCUAUUGCUUUGUGGAGAACAUGCGGCGGAACGGUUCCCUGGAGCAGGGCAUGUACAAUACGCUUGAGGAGUGGUACAAGUUCAUCGAGGAGUCCAUUCACGUGCAGGCAGAUCUCAUCAUUUAUCUGCGCACCUCGCCGGAGGUGGCGCACGAACGCAUCCGGCAGCGGGCUCGCUCAGAGGAAAGCUGCGUGCCGCUUAAGUACCUUCAGGAGCUGCAUGAGUUGCACGAAGACUGGCUGAUACACCACAGACGCCCGCAGUCGUGCAAGGUCCUAGUUCUCGAUGCCGAUCUGAACCUGGAAAACAUUGGCAGCGAAUACCAGCGCUCAGAGAGCAGCAUAUUCGACGCUAUCUCCAGUAACCAAACGCCCUCGCCGGUCCUGGUAUCCCCCAGCAAGCGCCAGAGGGUCUCCAGAUAAUCAUAAUCCUAUUAGUACCUAAGUGUGUGUAGUACAGACGUUUAACAUAAUAUAAGAAGCUCAGACGAGCCGAUCCGCGGGACAAAGGCAGAAACUGAUACACUUACAUUUCAAGCCCCUGAUUAACACAUUCAUAUAUUAACAAUUAUAAUCCACAUUAUAUUCUCUUCACAGAUUCUAGUAUGUAAGCUCAAAAAUUGUAAUAAAAACUGUGAAUGUUUAUGUUAAAGGCAAGGCACCUAAUAUUUUUGUGUUAGCAUUUCAGUUCAUUUGCAUUUUAACUAUGUAUAUUGUAUUGGACAAAAAAAUAAAUUAAUGGGAAGCGUGGCCUUCUCUGACUUACUAAA